Molecule: messenger RNA, 1053 nt
Organism: Trichoderma harzianum CBS 226.95
Lineage: Eukaryota; Fungi; Ascomycota; Sordariomycetes; Hypocreales; Hypocreaceae
Exons: 4
Coding region: 1-1053 (350 amino acids)
Source: RefSeq, a predicted model, not a curated record
AUGACUCGCACACCACCACCUGAUCCUCUUCCACCGAACCAGAAUAUCGGAAUUACACUCAUUGUCGUUACGAGCAUUCUAACUGGCUUUAUGCUUCUAACGACUGGCCUGAGGAUCUACACUCGCUUUUCUCUCAAUGCGCAGGGCUUGGAUGACUACUGCAUCAUUAUCGUUAGUGUUUUAGCACUUGCUCGAAUGGCCAUUCAAGUGGUGCAAGUUGCAAUUUAUCACAACGGCCGCCACCGUUGGUAUAUUAGCGAGUCUGACUACAUCAAUAACAAUAUGUUGGGGUGGUACGCACAAAUUCUCCUUUUUGCUAGUGUGUGUUUCCUGAAGUCAUCCAUUUUAUUCUUGAUCAUACGUCUUAGGGACGAACCAAAGGUCCGCCGAACCCUUUAUGCCGUGGUCAUAGGGCUCUUCGCUACCAACUUUGGUUCUAUUUUCAUUCUCGUGGCAGAAUGCUCUCCCCCAUCCGUGUACUGGACCCAAAAAGGUGGGAAGUGCUGGGAUACAAGGAUUCGCAUAUAUGCUAUAUAUCUUACCAUAGCAUAUUCAGUAGCAACUGACAUACUCUGCUCGUUGCUUCCUUUGUAUGUUGUGUGGGGCGUUGGUAUCAAGAUGCAUACCAAAAUCGCUGUGUGUGGCUUAAUGAGCCUUGGUCUCCUCGCUACAGCGUUCGGUGUGGCUAGGGCCGCUUCUCUCGGCCUGGUGACAAUCGAUCUCAGCUGGGAUUACGCAAUAUCGGCGAUUUGGUCCAACCUUGAACUCUUCUUAGGUAUCAUCGCCGCAAAUGUCGCUAUCUCACGCUCCAUAUACGCUUUUUUUCGUCAAGAUAAGACGGCCGCCAGUGUGUCGGGUUACAGUUCCGCAAAUAUCCGUUUGGGCUAUUUGAAACACGACGAGCUACGCAAUAAUACUACAAGUAACUCAACCUUAGCGAUUAUCCGUCGGCCGUCUGUUUCCAAAAGCGAAGGAAGUGAAGCCCCUUUGACAGCUAUGUCUUACACGGUGGCAUCGUCCUCAGCGCUAGACAAACUGGAUAAAUUCGCUUAA